AUAGUACAAUGUUUUUGAUGCUAACUUAACAUUAUGUGCCUCUAAUCAACAAUCUUAAACAAGUGAUUUAAUUUAAUCAUCUAUUUUUUAAUUUAUUUUAUAUGUGAUUUCAAUUGUUAAACACCUAGAUAUUUUUGUAUCUUAUAUUUUGAAUUGUUCAUCCGUCUCUAUUUGCUGGUCUGUGAAGGACAAAAGGUCAAUAGGAUUCACAAUGGAAACUAAUCUGUUACAAAUGGAUAGUAAAACCAUUAAAAAAAGUGAUAAAUAUGAAAUGUUGAUGAGAUACUGUAAUGCAAUCGAAACACAAUUAGACGACGAGGAAGGCUCUAGAUGUAUUCAUGAGCUCGAAAAUUAUUCUCGGAAAAUUUCAAAAUUACAAAAACUUGAAUGUGAACUUCAAAAAGUGCAUCAAGCUCACGAGGACUUGAUACGAUCGUCCGAUAGAAAAGAAAAGUUGGAAAAAGCAAUGCGUUUCAAGCUUGAGAUUGAGAUUAAAAAUUUAAGAGAGGAAAUCAAAAAUCUUAGAGGAGAAAAGGAAAGAUUGGAAAUUGAAUUGCAAGCCCAGAGGCUAACAUUGGAAGAACAGCGGAACCAUAUCGGAGUUUUGGACAAUGCAUUAAUGAACGCUCAGAAUGAUGUUGCCAAAUUGGAAGGAGAAUUAAGGAAGAAAAUCGCUUUUGAGAAAAAAGCUACCCAUUUACAAAACGCUCUUAGAAAUAUCGAAUCAGCAAGUGAAAGGCAAUCUCAAAUGGAGAAGAGAGUACGGAAUCAUCUUGAAGCAGAAAUAAAUUCUUUAAGGAAACAAUUGAAUGGCUCUGGGCAAAUGAGUGAUGAUAAAAAAGAAAUCGAAUGUAUGAAGAAAACAUUACUUGAAUACGAGGAGAAAAUAAUCACGCUUGAAAAUGAAGUUGCUAAAUGGGAAGGCAAAUAUUUUGAAGAAAGCACCAUGAGACACAUUGAAGUAAAUGCUGCAUCGGCUCCAAAAGAUGCCAAAAUUGCUGCUUUAAAGCAAACAUCACAGGAAUCGGAGAAGAUGAUUCAAGAAGCUCGAAACGAAAGAUUGAGACAAAUGGAUGAACUUCAUGAUGCGCAUAAAAGAAUCGCCCAGUUAGAAAGUAAAGUUAGAGAUUUAGAGGCAAAAUUAGCCGAAAAAGAUGCCAUGGUAAAAGUUCUGCAGCAGCAUUCACGCGAAAAAGACGUUGUUUUACAAAAAUCACUUUUAGCCCAUCGAGCCACUCCAGGAAGACAUACGAGAUCUGUUAGUUCCAUGGGACUGACAACUUUCAGCUGCUCUGGUAAUACGGCUACUUUGACAUCUGAAGGUAGUUCGACCUCUGUGAGUGAGGUAAAAGAGGACAAUGUUCGUAAAGAAAGUGUUGACUUCUAUACUUCUACUUCAACCUCCAAAUCAAACACUCUUAGUAGUAGUGGAAUUCCCACUAUCAAAAGUACAUCAAAUAAUCUCGUCACUAGUAACAGUACUAGCAGUAACUCUACUAAUAGUACCACCAGCAAUAAUAGUAGUGGAACAAGCAUUGCUAGCAAUCAUGGUCAUCAUAAUCUCGACGAACAAUUAAAAGAACUCGAUAAGCGUCUUAUCAGUAAGGACUCUAUCAUAAGAGCUUUAAGAUCAGAAAAAGAGAGAUUCCCUAAUCAUUUUUGGAGAGUAUGAUUUUGGUUUUUUAAUAAAGAUGACACAUAUCAACCUUGGAAAGAAGAUAUUUUUUGUCGAUGUUACUCAGGUUCCAUACUGGAGAUGAAACUUGAUCAUUUUUAUGACCAUUGUCUUUGGCUGAUCGGAAUCCGUCUAACGUGUGGUAUUUCGUUGGAAGAUCCACAAUGACAAAAGAUCCAUAUUAUCACCUUCACCAUCACCAUCAUCUUCAUUUUCAUUGCCAUCAUUAUCAUCAUCAUCAUUGUUUAUCAUAAUAAACAAUUUAAAAGCCUUGAUGACAUUCGCAUCGUCAAUUCAUAUUCUCUGAAAAAAUGGCCAUAUUUUAUUGCUUGUUCUCUUUGGUGUUUACUGUGUAAUUAUUAAUGUAAAAUGUCUUACCAGAAAACAAAAAUUAUGUUGAUAAAAGCUUCUUGCAAUUUAAGAAAAUUUUAGCUAAAUUAGUGUAAAAUUUGAUUAUAAUUAUCCUUUUACAUAAAUAAUAUUAAAUAUAUAUAUAAAUA
This is a messenger RNA of Tetranychus urticae (two-spotted spider mite), 2175 nucleotides long. RefSeq names its product angiomotin-like protein 1. NCBI's taxonomy places the organism in Eukaryota, Metazoa, Arthropoda, Arachnida, Trombidiformes, Tetranychidae. The record is from RefSeq and is a predicted model, not a curated record. Gene Ontology annotation, cellular component: bicellular tight junction; plasma membrane; cytoplasmic vesicle. Gene Ontology annotation, biological process: actin cytoskeleton organization; regulation of cell migration.